CAGGCAAAUGUUUUAUACCAACAUCAUGGUUGGGAUGUUGUUGUUCUAUACUUCAACAGACAUGGCAAAUGUACAUCUGUACACACUUACGGUACACCUGGUGCUGGCCAAAAGUUUGUUGGAAAAAACAAACAAAAUGCAUCAAAAUAUGGUCUUGUGACUACAAGACUUUACAAACAGUUUUCCAAAGGUAAGUGCAACUGACAAUCACCACUAUAUUCGUUGUCUUGAUAAUCUUAUGAUUAAAACAGUACAUUCCACCCAAAAGAACUUUCCAUCCUGAUCCAAUAAAAUUUCUUGUGCUCUUUUGCAACAUGUCAUAACACAUGGUUUGUGGCAAAAUUUUCCAAAUGGUUUUCCUAAGGAAAUAGAAAACCUCAUAAAUAUACAAGGUAAAAAAACACUAGUCGUUUUACUCAGUAAGAUCAUUAUACGCAUGAAGUCUAAGAAGUCUGGCCAAAUUUUUCAUUGUAUUUGACAUUAUUGUCAAUUUAGGCUGAGAGAUUGUUAAUCAUUAUAACCAUAAUGAUGGUGAUGAUGACUGGGGGAUUACCAAAAAAGAUGGGAUGUGUCAUUAAGUAUACAUUCAAUAUUUGUUUGAGUUUAUUGUGAAAAAGCUAACAAACUGAUAGCAGAAUUCAUUUAUAUAGUGAAACAUGUGUAUCCCUAUCGCUGUAAUCUCAAAUUCAAACUCUUUGAUUUUAAUGUGUAUCACAAUUUGACUGUAACUAACAUAUUAGAACCUUCUUAAAUUUGCUUUGCAUAUUUUUCGGUAUUUAAUUUCUGCCAGAGGGUUCUUUCACAUGUAGUUUAAUGCAUUUGAUCUAUGUACUAAAAGUUUUCUGUUUUACUAAGAGUGAUCAGGAUUAAAUAAAAAAAUCUGUGUCUCCAUUAUAGAGUUUCAUGGCAGUGAACACACGAUUGAUGACGAGCCAGAGGAUCCGUCCAUAACUGUUUCCGUCAAAAAUGGCACAAUGUCCGUUGUUUGUACGGGUGUGAAGCCAGUAUCACAAGAUGGGAAUGAGGCUAAUGAAAGUCAGGAAUGUAGUGCUGAACAACCACAGCAGAUGGCUGGUGCGGGUGGUGCCACAAUCAUCAAUCAGGUCCCGGCAGAUAUUGCACAAGAACAGCAGUUGGAUGGUGUGGGUGAAGCAACAACUAGCAAUCAGGUCGUGGCACAGAGAGCUGGGCCUGAACAGGUUGAUGAGGAUGGUAGUCGGGGAGGUGGAGCUAGGCAUGGGCAGCUGGAUGAUGGUAGUAGUUGGGCGGGUAGAGCUUGCAGUGGCCAGGUUGAUGAAUGUGGUAGGGUGGCUGGUGGAGCUGGGCCUGGACAGUUAGAUGACAGAAGUGGCCUUGGGCAGGUGGUAGACACUGUUAGUCAGGCAGGUAAAGCUGGAAGUGACCAAGUACAUGAGGGUCAGACUCUGGCAGGUAGAGCUGGACGGGGGCAGGUGGAUAAUGGUAGUAAUCAGGCACGCAGAGUUGGGCAUGAUCAGGGGGAUGAUGUUGGUAGUCGGGUAGGUGGAGCUGGGCGUUUUCAAGUGAAUGGUAGUUGUAGUCGGGCAGGUGGAAAUCAAAAUGGGCAGGUUGAUGAUUGUGAAGGCAGGGGAGUUGUGGCUGAGCGGGAACAAGUACCAGUGGGGAAAGAGAGCGACGCAGUUGCCUAUGUCGUUGAUGGCGAGAUUCUUUCUGUUGGCAUUGUGGACAGAAAUCGUGAUACUCUUCACGGUCAUAAAAUUGAGAGAGGGAUGGUCUGUGUUUUGAUAACAUACCUCACAAAGCCCCUUGUCCCUGCACCA
Pocillopora meandrina is the source of this 1799-nucleotide messenger RNA. The record is from the annotation of a GenBank genome assembly. NCBI's taxonomy places the organism in Eukaryota, Metazoa, Cnidaria, Anthozoa, Scleractinia, Pocilloporidae.